Sebastes umbrosus (honeycomb rockfish) is the source of this 915-nucleotide messenger RNA. Its product is annotated as cytochrome b-c1 complex subunit Rieske, mitochondrial-like. The record is from RefSeq and is a predicted model, not a curated record. Gene Ontology annotation, molecular function: quinol-cytochrome-c reductase activity; 2 iron, 2 sulfur cluster binding. NCBI's taxonomy places the organism in Eukaryota, Metazoa, Chordata, Actinopteri, Perciformes, Sebastidae. Gene Ontology annotation, biological process: mitochondrial electron transport, ubiquinol to cytochrome c. The transcript has 2 exons. Gene Ontology annotation, cellular component: membrane. Bases 79 to 798 code for a protein of 239 amino acids.
AUCACAGAGGUGCACGUCAGAUUUGCACAAGCAAGGUCGCGUCCCCAGCGGCAGUGUUGACAUUUAUUUUGGACAAAGAUGAUGUCCAUGGCCGCUCGUUCCGGGGCUUUGUCCCCGUACCUGCAGGCGACAAAACACGGAGUGAAGAGCCUGUUGUCUGGAGCUCAGGAGCUGCUGCCUGCUGCUGCUCCUGCGGGGAUCCGUCUUGCCCACACAGAUAUCAAGAUCCCUGACUUCACGGACUACCGUCGCCCCGAGGUCACCGACCCCAACAAGUCCUCCCAGGGAAGCAGUGAGGGAAGAAGGGUGUUCUCUUACCUUGUCACCGGAGCGUCCACUGUGGUGGGUGUGUACACAGCCAAGACGGUGGUCACCCAGUUCGUCUCCUCCAUGAGCGCAUCAGCAGACGUCCUGGCCUUAUCCAAGAUCGAGAUCAAGCUCAGCGACAUCCCCGAAGGCAAAAACAUGACCUUCAAGUGGAGAGGAAAGCCCCUGUUCGUCCGUCACCGCACAGAGAAGGAGAUCGCCACAGAGGAGGGUGUGAAUCUCGGGGAGCUGCGUGACCCCCAGCACGACAAGGAACGAGUGAUCAACCCCAAGUGGAUCAUCGUCCUCGGUGUGUGCACCCAUCUGGGCUGCGUGCCCAUCGCCAACGCCGGAGAAUGGGGAGGUUACUACUGUCCGUGCCAUGGCUCCCACUACGAUGCUUCAGGAAGAAUAAGAAAGGGACCCGCUCCUCUCAACCUGGAGGUUCCCUUCUAUGAAUUCCCUGAUGACGACACAGUCAUUGUGGGAUAAAUACUGGAGCUCUGUCUCUGUUCCUCUCUGUAAAAUAUAUAUUUUAGGUGGCUCUGUGUAAGAUGAGGGUGGCAUAAAGUGUUCGUAUUUACUAAUAAAGACAUAUUUCCAACUCAA